Triticum turgidum subsp. durum (durum wheat) is the source of this 2004-nucleotide messenger RNA. NCBI's taxonomy places the organism in Eukaryota, Viridiplantae, Streptophyta, Magnoliopsida, Poales, Poaceae. The record is from the annotation of a GenBank genome assembly.
AUGGCGGCGGCGCCGCCCGACGGGCAGGAGAAGGUGAUCGCGGCGGCGCAGCAGAUCGUCAAGUCGCUCGCCAACUCUAAGAACGCCGCGGACGACAUGAUCCGCAUCCUCUCCGGCUUCGACAACCGCUUCUCCCUCAUGUCCGACCUCUUCCCGGACGCCGGCGCCCCCGACGCCGCGGCCGGCUCCGAGCUGCCGGAGGGGGAAGAGGAGGAGGAGGGGGAGUACGGGCGGGAGCGGGGGCCGCCCGGCCCCGGCUUCGGCGGCGACGACGACGACCUGGAGGACGAGAGAGACGCGGCGGUGGAGGAAGCGCUGCGGCUGGUGGAGCAGUGGGACUCCCCCGCGGCCGGGGACCGGCUGGUGUUCGAGUCGCCCGAGGACGCCGAGGAGUACCUCGCCGCGGCCGCCUGCCUCAUGGGCGAGGCCGGCCCGCGCGUCGAGGCCGCGCUGCAGGUCGCCAUGGCGCGCCUCGAGGAGGAGUUCCGCCAGCUGCUCAUCCGCGGGACCGCGUCGCUCGCCGCCGAGGACCUGCACGCGUCCCUCCUCCGCCGCCUCUCGCUCACGGUGCCCACCUUCCACUCCGCCUCCUCCGUCGACCUCGACUGCCCCUCCUUCGCCAGCCACGCCGACGAGGGCGACGAGUCCUCCGGCGCGGGCAGGUGGAGCUCCGCCUCCGAUGGCGAGAUCUCGCCCUACCUCAUUUCCCCCGACACCGUCAGCACCCUCAAGGACAUCGCGGACGUCAUGCUGCGCGCUGGCUAUGGGCCGGAGCUCUGCCAGGUCUACAGCGAGGUGCGCCGGGACACGCUCAUGGAGUGCCUCGCCGUGCUUGGGGUCGACAAGAUGAGCCUGGAAGAGGUGCAGCGCGUGGAGUGGGGCGUCCUCGAUGGCAAGAUGAAGAAGUGGAUCCAGGCUCUCAGGGUCGUCGUCCAGGGCCUUCUCGCCGAGGAGCGCCGCAUCUGUGGCCAGAUCCUUGCGGCCGACGCAGAUGCCGAGGAGGAGUGCUUUACUGAGGCGGCCAAGGGGUGUGUCCUGCAGCUGCUCAACUUCGGUGAUGCCAUUGCGAUUGGCAAGAGAUCGUCCGAGAAGCUGUUCCGCAUUCUUGGUAUGUACGAGGCGCUAGCUGAGUUGCUGCCAGAGCUCGAGGCCUUGUUCUCAGGGGAUGCAAGGGAUUUCAUCAAGGAAGAGGCAGAGGGGAUACUUGUCAGGCUAGGGGAUGCGGUGCGUGGCACGGUCGCUGAGUUUGCCAAUGCGAUACGUGGGGAGACUUCUCGCAGAUCACUGCCAGGGGGCGAGAUCCACCCGCUUACGCGUUAUGUCAUGAAUUAUGUGCGACUGCUUGCAGAUUACAGCCGCUGGCUGAAUCAUCUUCUUGAUGGUUGCGAGACUGAGCUGGAAAAUGGGGGUGACAAUGCGGAUAUGACUCCACUGGGUCACUGUCUGCUCAUACUGAUCACACAUCUAUUGGACAAGAUUGAGGAUAAAGCGAAGCUGUAUGAUGAUGAGGCACUGCAGAACAUAUUUUUGAUGAACAAUCUGUGGUAUGUUGUGCAGAAGAUCAAGGAUUCAGAGCUAAAGAGUUUGCUUGGGGAUAACUGGAUCCGUAAGCGCCGUGGUCAGAUAAGGAGGUACUCUACAGGGUACCUCCGAUCCUCAUGGACCAGGGUAUUAGCUUGCCUGAGGGAUGAUGGGUUGCCACAGACAACAGGUUCAUCGAGUGCACUCAAGGCUGCCCUGAAGGAAAGGUUCAAGAGCUUCAACUUGGCUUACGAGGAGUUAUACAGGACACAGACAGCAUGGAAGGUUGUGGAUCCUCAGUUAAGAGAAGAGUUGAAGAUUUCCAUCUCAGAGAAGGUCCUUCCAGCAUACCGUUCGUUUGUUGGAAGGUUCCGAGGGCAGCUGGAGGGGGGAAGGAAUUUCGCAAAGUAUAUAAAGUACAACCCUGAGGAUGUGGAGAACCAGGUCUCAGAUUUCUUUGAAGGGAAAAAAUUGAAUGCUUGA